Molecule: messenger RNA, 432 nt
Organism: Soboliphyme baturini
Lineage: Eukaryota; Metazoa; Nematoda; Enoplea; Dioctophymatida; Soboliphymatidae
Source: the annotation of a GenBank genome assembly
AUGCCCCAAGGUCAGUCGGUAAUACGGCAGCAGCAGCGUUCGCAAAUAACGUACAUGUCUCGAACGCUGACGCUAAACGCGACGAUCAGAGACGCACAACAGUGGAGCCAACAUCAAGGUCCUGGACUGUCGCUGCUGUUCGACAUUUACGCUGUACUCGACUCAGAGGUUCAAACCAACACGUUCGGCGGUUUGGAGUUCGAGUUGCGAGAUCACAGCGGUUCGGUGAAGGCGACUUAUUUCCAAAUGGAAGAGCCGAUGAUAAACGCCAACAUUGGUGACUGGUUGCGCGUGGAAGCGGUCGUUCGAUAUUGGGGUUUUCAAGUCACUCACCUGAAAUUGGCGGAACCAACGUACCUUAUUGGUCUAAGAGAGAAGAUCGCUGCAAGUAGAAGAGCGUUGGAAGAACGCAUCCGAUGCCAGAGCUCUUAG